Molecule: messenger RNA, 277 nt
Organism: Staurois parvus
Lineage: Eukaryota; Metazoa; Chordata; Amphibia; Anura; Ranidae
Source: the annotation of a GenBank genome assembly
UGUGCUGUGGUGAAGAUUGGAAGGUAGGACUUCCAUGUUAAGGGUGGGACUGAGGGAUCCAAUCUAUAACAGCUUUAACCAGGGGCGGACUGACAACUCAUGGGGCCCCUGGGCAAUAGAGGAUCAUGGGGCCCCUGUGUCCUUGCCCAAACUCAAAAAAGCCUAUGAAAAAGGUACCAGGGGCAUCUCAUGGGGCCCUCUACUGACCCUGGGCCCUUGGGCACUGCCCGAGUUUUUAAAUGGUCAGUCCGCCCCUGGCUUUAACUCUUCUGGGAAG